GGUGGCUACGAUUCAAUUUAAAAAUUUGAAAAAAUUCAAUUUCAUAACAUAAUUAGCAUACUAUUUUAAUGUUUCAAUGCAAUAGGUAAUUAUGAGUCACAAUUUUAUUGUAGUCAAGCAUACUAUGCAUAAUUAUUUUUUAUUCAAAGACAUAAGGAUGUAAACAUGCAUACGUUUCCCCCAAAAUAAUAAUGAUUUUAAUCCGAGAGUAAAUAUGUACCUAUAUAAAGAAAAACUAGUCUGAAUAAGAGCAAUUUCCAGCAUAGCGUUACUAUUCAGUUGCGCGUGAAACAACCUGUUAGUCACUUCAAUCCUCUAUCGUUAAAAAUGAGGCUACAGAAUACAAAAAAUACAUGUUUAUAAAAUUGUGAUAAAAUUAUGUUCGUAAGUGUUAAUAUUUAAUCAGUAUUACUUUUUUAGAAUAUUUAGUUGAAUGACAUUGCCGCAUUUGUACUAGCAAGAAAAAUAUUUUCUGACCGUCCUGACGAGUAUUUGAGUAUCUCUUUUUAAAUAAGGGUUUUUAUAAUGUCAAUUGGCACUUAAAUGUAGUAACAAUGAAAUAUUAUUAUAUUUCAUGUAUAUGAUAUUAUCAUAUUCUACAAAAUGUAAUGGAGAUGUUGCAUUGAAACCAAAAAAGCAUUCUAGUUAUACCCGUGUAAUGCCCAGUGUCAAAAUUGUUGUACUAUUAGUUAUUUUUCGAAAUUUCAUUCGUCAUGGAAAUAUUUUUUCGAAAAACUGUUGUGAAUUAAAGUGUUUUAGUUCUAAAAACGUCAAUUACAAAAUUUCAAUCCCUUCGCCUGAAGAGUUUACUAUGAUAUUGUGGAGUUGGCUAACGUUUUUGAUAUUUUUCUGUGCACUCAUGAAACCAGUCAGUAACAUAGAAUGGUUAGGUAUGCGAAAGGCGAAAUUAGACUGGAACAAUACAAGUGUCUGUCGAACAUUGCGAAAGGAUUACGGUUUGGAUUCACGUCAAACGCGUAUUUGCAAAACAUGGCGUCCGGUCAUGCAACAAAUAUCCAAAGCAGCAACAUUAGCUGUUGCCGCUUGCCAAGCUGUUUUACAAAACAGGCGGUGGAAUUGUUCAUCCGUCAAAGCUGCUCCAAGAUUGACACCCGAGCUGAUUAAAGGAACCAAAGAGCAGUCAUUAGUGUAUGCUUUGGGCGCAGCAGCUAUGACUUACACAAUAACUAAAGAUUGCGCAACGGGUGCAAUACCUAAUUGCGGAUGCGGUACACAUCCAGAAGCUACAGAUGGAACAUUUAAAUGGAGUGGAUGUGACGAAAAUGUUCGAUGGGGUUCAAAGUUUUCAAGACAGUUUACGAAAAGCGAAUACUCAUUCAUUAAAAAAAUCAAUAGUUCUUACAGUAAAAACGACAUUGAUUUGUCGCCAAAUUCAAAUGAUGAAACGGUUCGUCGCGAGCUAAAAGCUUUGAAUAUUAUCAAUGAACAUAAUUAUAAAAUCGGAAGAAAAAUGGUUAUGUCUAGUAUGAGAACUCAUUGUAAGUGUCAUGGAAUGUCUGGAUCGUGCAAUAUUAAGACGUGCUGGAGAGGUUUACCAAAUAAAUUUAUCGGAGUGGGACUCAAGUUAUUGAAACAUUAUAAUAAGAUGACAGUGAAAGUUGAAGUUAGUCAAGUAGCCCGAACAGGGUUACCAGAACAAACGAGAAAUUCAUUAGUAUACGUAACGGAUUCCUCAGAUUAUUGUAACCAUGAUUUGAAGAAAGGCAGCGUUGGAACUUUGGGCAGAAAAUGUAAUGCAACAUCAGCUGGUUCUGAAAAUUGUUUCAUUAUGUGUUGUGGCAGAGGCUAUACCACACAAGUAAUAGAACAAAUAGAACAUUGCAACUGUAAAUAUCACUAUUGCUGUUAUGUAAAAUGUCAAUCUUGUAAAAAUCUUGUAAAAUGUCAAGUUUGUAACUGAUUAAUUUAUAAAAAUAAUUCGAAAUUAUACU
Daktulosphaira vitifoliae (grape phylloxera) is the source of this 1952-nucleotide messenger RNA. RefSeq names its product protein Wnt-11b-like. Gene Ontology annotation, biological process: cell fate commitment; multicellular organism development; canonical Wnt signaling pathway. Gene Ontology annotation, molecular function: cytokine activity; frizzled binding. Lineage: Eukaryota; Metazoa; Arthropoda; Insecta; Hemiptera; Phylloxeridae. Gene Ontology annotation, cellular component: extracellular region. The record is from RefSeq and is a predicted model, not a curated record. The coding region runs from base 575 to 1921 and encodes 448 amino acids. The transcript is spliced from 5 exons.